AUGCCUCCCGCAUUUGCUGCAACUCGCCCUGUGAACCCACCUGGGGCUAGCCCAGUCAUAACUGAAGAGCAGUUGUGGAAAGGCCUCGAAUAUAGAGCUCGCAAACCUCAGCAUUUCGCCGUGCCAAUGUUAGCCUCCGCCAAAGUUACUGUCGACGAUGGAAAGAAGUUGACCCGCGAAACCACCUUUCGAUAUGCCUCCCAGGAGGUCAUCGUCGAAACCAUUACUGCUUAUGCUUUCACCAUUAUGUACUUCGAGGCGAAUACUGGCAAACGCACCACAAAUAUGAUCUCGUACGGCCCUUCCGACGAACUCCUUCUUACGUUCAGCUUCACUCAUGGAGUUUAUGGCCUCCCUGAAGCGAACGGAGAAGAGUUGAACGCGAUGGUUGGAAAGGAAAUCGAGGACACAAUUGAUGUCGUCCGGCAGAUGGUCAGGGACGGAAAGCUGUAA
This is a messenger RNA of Mycena indigotica, 453 nucleotides long. RefSeq names its product DUF1857-domain-containing protein. The coding region runs from base 1 to 453 and encodes 150 amino acids. The transcript has 5 exons. The record is from RefSeq and is a predicted model, not a curated record. NCBI's taxonomy places the organism in Eukaryota, Fungi, Basidiomycota, Agaricomycetes, Agaricales, Mycenaceae.